UCAUUCCACUGCACGCGAGUACUUGUCUGUUUAGUUGCAUUUAAAGUUUAUUUUUCAAAUUGAAAGUGACUUCAUUAUUGUGCCAAACUACUUAGCAUUUCAAGUGUGAUUGAUUUGAAACGAAUACACCUAUAAUAUUGAAAAGUUCUUUUGAUAUACCAGAAGCAGAAAUGGCAACAGAAGUCCAGAACCAGCCCCCGAUGCAGAACGAGAACCCAAUGCAGUUCCAGUCGGUGCAGAAGGUGAUGGCGCUGCCGGUGGUGGGCGCGGCCGUCGAGCAGGUGGAGGCUGUCUACUAUAAGGUCAAAGGCGCACACGCCCUUUUAGAAUGGGCGCUAUCAACAGCAGAAGCCAGCGUAUCCGCAGCCGCGUCAGUAGCCAAGCCCUACGUAGCGUCUUCCAUGGCCGUCGGAGACGCGAAAGUGGCUGCGGCCAUAGACCAGCUCGAACGCAGAGUCCCCUUGGUCACCGAGUCCCCGAAAGUGAUCGUCGAGACGACCAAAGAGGCUGUCAUGUCGACCAUUCGCACGCAGGUCAAUAAGGUAGGCAAUGUGUGCGACGCUCGCACCGCAGCCGGGCAGCGCGUGAAAUCUCUCAAGGAGCUGUCCUGGACUAAAGCCAACGUGCUCCUGUCUACCACGUACGGACAGAAGGCGCUACAUGGCGUCGACAGCGGCGCCACCUACGCUAUGCAACUGCUCGAUCAUUACCUGCCGCCUGUCGGGCCUCAGGAGGAAGUUGGAUCAGCCCUAGUGGUAUCGGCACAUGAGGACCCAGCGAUGCACACCAUCCAGACAGUGGGGCGUCUCAGUUCCGUGGCGGCUAGACGGGUGUGGGCCAACCUGGCUUUGAAGGUCAACGAACUGAGGACUAACGGAAUAGAACUAGACCCUCGUCGCUACAUCGCAGCCCUGCUAGCAGCUCUCCACCUCGCCAAGGUGACCAGCGAACAGCAGCAGAAAGAGACAGAAGAAGAGAAACCCAAGGAGAAAGAGAUCACAGAAACUCCUGUCAACUCCUGCCCCCCUGAAAACACUGCGACCCCCAGUGCCCCCACCACCUCUAACAAGGUCAAAACCACCCCUGAAGGAAAAUCCAAAUCCAAGGGAAAGAAUUCAAAUUAAUAUUCCUUAUUCUAUUUUUAAUUAUAAGAUUUAUAUUGUAUUUUUUAAAU
This is a messenger RNA of Pectinophora gossypiella (pink bollworm), 1174 nucleotides long. RefSeq names its product lipid storage droplets surface-binding protein 2 (gene Lsd-2). Gene Ontology annotation, biological process: positive regulation of triglyceride storage; lipid storage. Lineage: Eukaryota; Metazoa; Arthropoda; Insecta; Lepidoptera; Gelechiidae. The record is from RefSeq and is a predicted model, not a curated record. The transcript has 6 exons. The coding region runs from base 171 to 1124 and encodes 317 amino acids. Gene Ontology annotation, cellular component: lipid droplet; cytosol.